AUGCUCAUGCAUUGUACAGACAAGACAGAUGGACUUCUGAUCAGUGCAGCAGAACAGCUUCUUCACCUCAUCAUGGACAGAGCAGAAGUUCUCCUGGAGCUUAUUGGACGGCUCCGCCAGCUUGUGUUUUUUAAAUGGAGAGCAGACAUCACAGGCCACAUCUUCAGGUCCAGCAUAGCAGUGGUCAGCAGGAGCAGCUCGGAGUCCAGUCUUCUUCAGCUCAGUGAUCUCCUGCUGCAGCUCCUGCUGAAGCUCUUUGACUCCCCUCACUGCAGUUUGCUGCUGGGAUCUGACCUGCUGCUCCACAUCAGAACUUAUGUUCUGGAUGAGACGGAUCAGCUCAGUGAACAUCUUCUCACUGUCCUCCACUGUUUUGUCCGCAGACUGAUCGAUGGCCUCCACCUCCUGCUGGAGCAGAUCCACAUCUUUGUUUUUGUCCUGGAUUCUCUGCUGGAUUUGUCGCCGCCUCCCCUCCAGCUCUCUCUGCCUCUCAUUCCGAAUCUCAGUGAUCUCCUGCUGCAGCUCCUGCUGAAGCUCUUUGACUCCCCUCACUGCAGUUUGCUGCUGGGAUCUGACCUGCUGCUCCACAUCAGAGCGUCUGUUCUGGAUGAGACGGAUCAGCUCAGUGAACAUCUUCCCACUGUCCUUCACUGUUUUGUCAGCAGACUGAUCGAUGGCCUCCACCUCCUGCUGGAGCAGCUUCACAUCUUUCUGUUUGUCCUGGAUUCUCUGCUGGAUUUGUUGCCACCUCCCCUCCAGCUCUCUCUGCCUCUCAGUCCUUUCUGCUGCCGCUGA
This is a messenger RNA of Menidia menidia (Atlantic silverside), 795 nucleotides long. Lineage: Eukaryota; Metazoa; Chordata; Actinopteri; Atheriniformes; Atherinopsidae. The record is from the annotation of a GenBank genome assembly.